Messenger RNA from Epinephelus lanceolatus (giant grouper), 4895 nucleotides. RefSeq names its product contactin 2 (gene cntn2). Lineage: Eukaryota; Metazoa; Chordata; Actinopteri; Perciformes; Serranidae. Gene Ontology annotation, molecular function: cell-cell adhesion mediator activity. Gene Ontology annotation, cellular component: axon; plasma membrane. Gene Ontology annotation, biological process: brain development; cell-cell adhesion; axon guidance. The record is from RefSeq and is a predicted model, not a curated record.
UCGUGAAAGGAGACCAGAAGGUGAUCGAAAGAAAGCAGGGAUGCGGAGGAGAGGAAGACAUUAAAGAGAGAGAGAGAGAGAGAGAGAGAGAGAGAGAGAGAGAGAGAGAGAGAGGCUGGCCCGUCCUUUAAUGCGGCUCUACUAAUAUUUCACAGCGGAGAGGAGGAGCAGACAGGACGGUGAAUCCAGAGAAGGAAGAGACAGAGACAGAGGAGAACAUUAACAAAGCUGUGUGAGACGCACCCGGGUCGCUUCUAUCAUCUGAAUCACGGAGGUGGUCUCACCGACGUUGCGAGCAGCAUCACCCCGCCUCCUGCGCAUCAUUCGCGGCUCCGCACCGCAGCUGCCCGGGGAGAAGACUAUCCGCAUCUUUGCAAGGCCCAGACUGAAUGCCUCCUCUUCCUGUGAGAUAAAGUGAAGAGGUUCUGAUUCUAUCUGCACCUGAUCUGUUCGUGAUUCUGUUGUAAUCCAUCUGAAUCCAGAUGAUGGAGCACUUGCUAUGUCUGCUGGUCCUCAGCUUAGUAGCCCUGAGGGAAGCUGUCGGUGGAGAUGUGUGUGUAUCGGGUCAUGACAGCGGGCCAGUGUUUGAAGAACAGCCGAGCAGUUUAAUCUACCCAGAGGGCCUAAUUGAAGGCAAGGUGACCCUCAGCUGUCAAGCCAGAGCCAGUCCAGCUGCAUCCUACAGAUGGCUUGUGAAUGGCACAGAGGUCCCAUUGGGUUUGGACCUGCGCUAUACCCUGGUGGCUGGUAGCCUGGUGAUCAGCAGCCCUGAGUCUAUUCGAGACACAGGCUCCUAUCAGUGUCUGGCCAUCAACCGUUGUGGCACCAUCAUCAGCCGAGCAGCUAACCUCAAAUUUGGCUACCUCCAUGACUUCCCACCAGACAGCAGGAGUCCUCAGACAGCAUAUGAAGGCAUAGGAACUUUCCUGGCCUGCCAGCCACCUGUACAUUACCCAGCUCUGUCCUACCGCUGGUUAAUCAACGAAUUUCCCAACUUCAUCAAGACGGACGACGGCCGCUGGUUUGUAUCGCAGGUAACAGGGAACUUGUACGUGGCCAAAGCAGAACCAAACGACACCGGAAACUACUUCUGCUUCACCACCAUCAAUUUGGACAUCAGCACCAAGAGCACCUUCAGCAAGGCCAACCAGCUCACUGUGCUGCCUGAUGCCAAUCCCAGAAAGUCAGCUCCGAGCAUCAAAGUGCGCUUCCCAGCAGAAACCUAUGCCCUAGCAGGACACACCACUCAGUUAGAGUGCUUUGCCUAUGGAAAUCCAGUCCCAAAACUGCGAUGGAGGAAGGUGGACGGCUUGAUGCCGUCCAAGGCAGGCUUAAGUGCUGAGAGUCCCACCCUCAUUCUGCCAGAACUCUCCUUCGAUGAUGAGGGUGUUUACGAGUGUGAGGCCUACAACUCAGAGGGAAGCGACACAUACCAGGGACGCAUCAACGUGCAAGCUCAGCCAGAGUGGUUACAGGUGAUGAGCGACUCAGAGGUGGAGAUCAGUUCAGAGCUUCUUUGGAGCUGUGUUGCUGCUGGUAAACCCCGGCCCUCCAUACGCUGGCUACGCAAUGCACAGCCACUCAGCACACAGGACCGGGUGGAGGUGAACGGGGCUCGUCUUAAGAUCAGUAACCUGGCCCUGGAGGAUUCUGGGAUGUACCAGUGCGUGGCUGAGAACAAACAUGGCACCAUCUACUCAACUGCCGAGCUCAGAGUCCAAGUUCAGGCUCCAGACUUCAGGUUGAAUCCAGUAAGGAGACUGAUCCCAGCAGCCAGAGGGGGGCAGGUGAUGAUCGAGUGUCGCCCUCGAGCUGCCCCAAAGCCCAGCCUGUUCUGGAGCCGCGGGACUGAGCUGCUCAUCAACAGUAGCAGAGUCACAGUAACUCCAGACGGCAUCUUAUGGAUCCACAACAUCAGCAGGGCAGACGAAGGGAAGUACACCUGCUUUGCUGAAAACUACCUGGGCAAAGCUAACAGCACUGGACACCUGUCUGUCAGAGAUGCAACUAAGAUCACGUUGGCUCCUUCUAACGCUGACAUCAAUCAAGGGGAGAAUGUGACACUGCAGUGUCACGCCUCCCACGACCCCACCAUGGACCUGACCUUCACCUGGGCCCUCAACGGGGUCCUGCUGGACCUGGAGGACACAGCGGGGCCGUACCACCGCGUGGAGGGGAAGGAAAACAUUGGUGACCUGUUGAUUGUGAACGCUCAUCUGAGUAAAGCAGGGAUGUACACCUGCACAGCUCAGACUGUGGUGGACAGCGCCUCAGCUUCAGCUAAACUGGUGGUUCGAGGCCCCCCGGGACCUCCUGGAGGUUUAUUGGUAAAGAAUGUCGCUGAGACGUCGGUGGAGCUCAGGUGGAGUCGUGGCUACGAUAACCACAGUCCGAUCGGCAAAUAUGUCAUCAUGGGCCGAUCACUGCUGUCAUCAGAGUGGAAGAAGAUGAGAACAGAUCCGGUGAACAUCGAGGGGAAUGCAGAGUCGGCUCGUGUGAUGGGACUGAUGCCCUGGAUGGAUUAUGAAUUCCAGGUCAUCGCCAGCAACAUUCUGGGCAGCGGAGAGCCCAGCAUGCCCUCACAUACCAUCCGCACACAGCAAGCAGCUCCUACAGUGGCCCCCAGUGGUCUUGGAGGAGGAGGAGGAGACCGCAACGAACUCAUCGUUACCUGGACGCCCAUGGCCAGAGAGUACCAGAAUGGAGAUGGCUUUGGCUACAUCCUGGCAUUCAGGAAGAAAGACUCAUCAUCUUGGACAGUGUUACGUAUUCCUCACGUGGAGUCAUCGCGUUAUGUUUACUACAAUGACAGCCUGACGCCGUAUAGUCCCUUCGAGGUGAAGAUCAAAGCUUACAACCGCAGAGGAGAAGGUCCGUUCAGUCAGAUCGCUGUGGUCUACUCUGCAGAGGAAGAGCCAACAGUAGGACCAUCAAACAUCAACGCCACGGCACUGACUGCUUUUGAGAUCCAGGUUUCAUGGGAGCCCGUCCAGCAGCUCAGCGCCAAUGGCAUCCUCAGAGGAUAUGAGAUCAGGUACUGGCGGCAGCAUGAGCGGGAAGCAGCAGCAGACAGAGUGCGGACAGCUGGACUGGAAACAACAGCCCGAGUGUCUGGACUUAGACCCAGUACUCGAUACCAUGUUGCUGUGCUGGCAUACAACAGUGCAGGCACCGGGCCGCCCUCGCCACGCACCACCGUCACCACCAGGAAACCACCUCCUAAUCGUCGUCCAGGCAAUGUGUCAUGGAAGACUGAUGGCUCAUGGGUAACAGUGAGGUGGGAUCAUGUGAAAGCCAUGCACAAUGAGUCGGCCGUACUGGGCUACAAAGUCCUGUACAAACAUGAGGGCCAAACAGCACUGAAGGUUCUGGACAAGGCCAAGACCUCAGUGAGCCUGCCGCUGCCAAAAGACAAUGGCUAUGUUGUGUUGGAGAUUAGGUCCUGGGGAGAGGGCGGGGAUGGGCCAGCACAUGAGAUUAUUGUGUCCCGGGACUCAGGCACUGGAAUGAUGGUGCAGAACGAGGCCUCCUCCACACUCUGCAGCCCUACUCUCCACCUCCUCAUUGGCUUGGUUCUCCUCGUGCAAUCAUCAGGCCUGUGAUCUCUGCCAAUUUGUGGACUUUUUGCUUUUAAUGGCUUGAAACUAAAGCUGUCCUGUGUCUCGGCCUGUGUUUUGGGUCAUUGUGGGUUCCAGUGGAUGGGGAAGGUUGUAGCACUGCAGGGAUUGGACGGGUGGGGGAGGAAGGAGGGGUUUUAGUUUUCAUGUUUUUUUAAACAAUAACAACGGAGAGGGUCUUUUUUAACAAAAAGUCUGGCUGGGUUGGAGGGGUUGGGGGAGCAGGGCAGCCCUGUCUGGGUGUGUAUUUGUGUACGGGUGUCAGUAAAACCAUGCCUUAUGGGGACCAUCACAUCUGUGGCUGACACGUCUCAUACGUGUGUCCUUCCAAAGUGUAGCUGGCGAGACACAGACUUCAGGUGUAUAUUAUUCAUAGAAUCAAUGAUGUGUAUAACUUGUGUACAUACAGUACAGUCUGAUAUGUGAUGGGUGUCUGCCUGUUCACUCUGAGAGCAACUCCACAAGUCUCUGUGUUCUGACCGGCAGUGGGUGGUGUCAAAAUAGCUCUUCAUGCAUUUUUCACUGCUUGGUAUGUACUGUCAGAAUUUUAUGGUCACUUUUCUCCACAUUUUGAAAAACCUGGAAUUUCAUAAUGCAGCUUUUAAAAACCCUAUGAUAUGAUUACCCUAUGAAGUCACUAGAUUGUCCGGAGAACAAUUAUUUGUCUUGGAAAACUUUUGAAAUUAAAUUCAGAUGGCUGCACAAACAUACUGUAGCCACUAAGUAUUGUAUACAUCUUACCAAAUUGACACCAUGUUGACACCAAGCACUACUAUCAACUAAGUCAACAGCACAGACUGUACAUAAAAAUAGACGAUGCGUCGCUGCUUCUACCGUACAAAAAUAAAGCCAAAACAUCUUGGAUACAGCCACUGCCAUCUUGCACCGGUGACAUCAUUUGAAGCCAGAGUCUGUGCAGUAGUGAUCUCUGUGGUAUCGAGUUCCCGCCCAUACACCCAUCCGACCAAUCGCAAGCAGUGCCUUUGAUCGUAGGCACAUCGAUUAGCACACACAGCUGUCAAUCAUGAUGUCAAACACUCUUUUUAUAGCAUCAAAUAACUAGUAUAACCAACUCUAUCAGAAACAAGGAACACUUGAAAACGACAGCAACGUGGUAUAAAAUAAAAUGACAGAAACCAUGUUUGAGAAAACAAAUUAUUGAUGUGUAGUUUGAGCUGUGUGUCCUCCUGUCUGUACCAUCCUUGUAAACACAAUAUCUCAAGACUGCCUCCAGGGAAUUUCUUCAGAUUUGGCACAAACGUUCCCUUGGACUCAAUG